Molecule: messenger RNA, 811 nt
Organism: Apaloderma vittatum (bar-tailed trogon)
Lineage: Eukaryota; Metazoa; Chordata; Aves; Trogoniformes; Trogonidae
Product: solute carrier family 22 member 7-like
Exons: 3
Source: RefSeq, a predicted model, not a curated record
CAGACACUGCUUCUCAAGCUCAUGUUGCCUCUCCUUGGUACACAGCUGCUCUGAAUGAGCAAACUCCAUAGAAAAGAUGAAAUUUGAGGAUCUCUUGCUGGAAAUUGGUGGCUUUGGCAGAUUCCAGAUUUUGAUUUUGUUUAUCCUCUGCCUCCCAAGAAUCAAUCUUCCCAUGCAUUUCCUGCUGCACAAUUUUCUUGCUGCUACUCCCUCUCAUCACUGUGCAAUUCCACACCAAGAGGCAUUUGCGAACCUCACCAUGGAGGAAGUUCUGCUCAUCAGCAUCCCCCGGGAACCCGAUGGCACUUUCAGGUCCUGCGAGAUGUUCUCGCAGCCUCAGUUUCAUCUGCUGCUCAAUUCCUCUCUGCAACCACAAAACAACUCCAGCAUCCAGCACUGCCAGCAUGGAUGGGUCUAUGACCACUCGCAGUUCACCUCCACCAUCUCCACCCAGUGGGACCUUGUGUGCGAGCAGCGUGGACUGAACCAGGCGACUGCAACCUUCUUCUUCAUUGGCGUUACAAUGGGGGCCGUGGUUUUUGGAUACCUUUCAGACAGGUUUGACCCCUUUCAGGCUGUUCCUCCAGUUUCAUGGCAAGAACUUCACUGUGACGUGCAAAAGCUUGUCCAAGUCACUCUGGAGGACAUUGCAUCCCUCUGGCAUGUUGACUGCACCGCUCAGCUCGGUGUCAUCUGCAAACUUGCUGAGGGUGCCCUCAAAUCCACUGUCUAUGUUAUUGAUGCAGAUAUUGAAGAGCACUGGUCCCAGCACAGACCCCUGAGGGACAACGCUUGUCUGGAAAAGAAGCAA